AUGGCCUUGCAAGCACGCAUACCUAAGGUAGACCCUGAACUAGGUCUUGUUUGGGAGGGACCUCCAAGCAUGGAUACACUCAGCGAUGUAUUUGCUGUCCGUAACGCAUUCGCAUCCCGUCACCCGGACAUAUUCGGCCUUCCCCAUCUGCCAGUCUCCACUCAAACACCCUCCCACAACGUCAGGUCCGCCGACGGCACCGAAAUAGAGGUUACGCAUUUUAUCCCCGAGGCACCUGCAGCAAAGGAAGCCCCACCGGCUCGUGCAGUUAUAUUCUGUUUUGACGGCGGUUUUAUCAUGGGAAACGCGGCCAGCAACAUCAAUUUUGCCGCCAAUAUGGGGACAACGGUGCAUUGCUUGUCGAAGCUGGUAGAGGUGAAGAUUCAGCGGCCACCAAAGUGGAAAUAA
This is a messenger RNA of Pyricularia oryzae 70-15, 408 nucleotides long. RefSeq lists its product as uncharacterized. NCBI's taxonomy places the organism in Eukaryota, Fungi, Ascomycota, Sordariomycetes, Magnaporthales, Pyriculariaceae. The transcript has a single exon. Bases 1 to 408 code for a protein of 135 amino acids. The record is from RefSeq and is a predicted model, not a curated record.